CUUUAUUGGUUUCAUUAUUAUUUUAUUUUUAUUAUGUUUGUUGGUAUUAUUUAUAGGAGGUUUCUCAGUGAUGGUUUUAAGAAGAGGUUUCUCUCAGCACUACCUCCAGUUGGUUAUGAAGCACCCAAACAAACGAUAGUCAAUUCUUUUCCGCCGUCAUGGCAACCUUAUCUACGGCUAAUCCGAUUGGACAGACCAAUCGGAACGACUCUACUCUACUGGCCGUGUGCAUGGAGCAUCGUCAUGGCAACGGAACCAGGGCUGUUGCCUCAUUGGUCGCUCUUGGCGACAUUUGGUGCCGGGAGUUUUGUAAUGAGAGGGGCAGGCUGUAUCAUUAACGACUUAUGGGAUAGGAAUUAUGACUCAAAGGUAUUUCGUACUUCCAGUAGACCUAUUGCUUCAGGUCAGGUAUCACCAUUCAAAGGUUUGGUAUUUUUAGGUGCCAACUUAAGUGCUGGACUAUGCAUACUCCUCAGUUUAAAUCAAUACAGCAUCUUGCUAGGAGCAGCUUCUCUUCCUCUGGUUGCAAUUUAUCCUCUUAUGAAAAGGUACACAUUUUGGCCACAAGUUGUAUUAGGUCUUACAUUCAAUUGGGGUGCACUAUUGGGAUACUCUGCUGUCCGUGGGUACUGUGAUUGGUCCAUUUGUGCUCCAUUGUAUCUCGCUUGUAUCUCUUGGACGCUAUUUUACGAUACCAUAUACGCUUAUCAAGACACAAAAGAUGACGUUAAAUUAGGUUUAAAGUCGACUGCUAUCAAGUUUGGUGAUAAUGGAAAAUAUUGGCUGAGUUUGUUUGCAGCUAGUACCAGUUCAUUGCUGCUCCUGUCCGGCUACCAGGCAUCUCUUUCCUGGCCAUAUUAUCUCGGGGUUGGAGCAGCCUCCUGUCAUCUUGCUUGGCAGAUAUGGUCAGUGAAUCUCCUCGACCCUGUUCAGUGUCUGAAGACAUUUAAAAGCAACAAUCAUGUUGGAAUUCUCCUCCUCUUAGGUCUAUUUGCUGCAGUUUUAACACCAAAAAGAUAAAAAAUUUUAUAACUA
Messenger RNA from Amphimedon queenslandica, 1035 nucleotides. RefSeq names its product 4-hydroxybenzoate polyprenyltransferase, mitochondrial-like. NCBI's taxonomy places the organism in Eukaryota, Metazoa, Porifera, Demospongiae, Haplosclerida, Niphatidae. The coding region runs from base 34 to 1020 and encodes 328 amino acids. Gene Ontology annotation, biological process: ubiquinone biosynthetic process. Gene Ontology annotation, molecular function: prenyltransferase activity. The transcript has 6 exons. The record is from RefSeq and is a predicted model, not a curated record. Gene Ontology annotation, cellular component: mitochondrial inner membrane.